AUGACUUUUCAUCUAUCAUCACUCUUCUCAUCCUCUGAGAGCAAGUCUAAUCCACAAGCCUGUGCCUCCUUUUCGCUUCGCUCGGCACCAUGGGAUGGGGGUAAAAAGAUCUUAGUCCAUCCAUCUGGCUAUCCAAUGGAGGCUCCACCCAUGUAUACAAUUGCUAUCCCCUCAGCCAACUCCAGCAGUGUGGUAUUAUCUCACGGAUGGGGCGGAGGCCAAUGGGAUAUUGUCGGUGAUGCUCGCCUUCCGACCUUUUCAUCCAAAGUUCGCCUUACCACCCAUGGUCAAGGAAUGGAGAUGCGCUUCAGCGAAAUGUCUGGGAGUGCGACCAUUCAAACACCAAACAUGGGGAAACUGAAAUGGAAGCUUGACUCGAUGGCUCUAACAACCUUGGAAUUGCGUGACGAGUCUGGCACAAAACUGGCCAAAUACUAUUCUGGAAAGACAUCAGGUGAAAAAGUGUUGGAGAUCCUGGUUCCUCACGACGUUCGGUUCCUGGAGUUGGUGCUCUUGUCUGGCUUUGCCACAAAGACAUUGAAUAAGACUGCAUUGGAGACAUCAGGGGAGGUAUUCGGUGCUAUUGUAGGGGCUUGA
Penicillium brevicompactum is the source of this 597-nucleotide messenger RNA. RefSeq lists its product as uncharacterized. The transcript has a single exon. Lineage: Eukaryota; Fungi; Ascomycota; Eurotiomycetes; Eurotiales; Aspergillaceae. Bases 1 to 597 code for a protein of 198 amino acids. The record is from RefSeq and is a predicted model, not a curated record.